CUCAAACCUCAUCCCUAAAAUCCAAAAACUGAACUAAACUAAACAAAUGAACGUUGUACACACUGAACUGAACUAAACUAAACGCAACUUAACCGGUAAGAGAUAACUGUCACGUACUAAAGAUUUGUUAUGAAAAUAUUUAAUUAAUUUAUUAUUACAAACUUAAGAGGUGCUAAAUAUUUCUUAAUUUGUUGCUUUGAAUUUUCACUCGCGGUACAAUUUCGUUCCGAAAUUUAUUAAUUGAAAUGGACUUCAAUUAGUUGACAGUUUUAUAGAUUGUAUAGUCUACAUUGUUAUUAACAAGAAGGAUGAUGGGAGGAAAUAAGGCUCAGCAGCAAGUACAACAACCUCAAACAAACAACAUCGACACUAACGGUCAGCAGCAGCAGGGGAAUGGUGAGUCAGAGGCUCAGACACCUGCGGCCCCACUCUUUUGUAUCCGCCAUGGCUGUCAAAACCCUGCCAUCACGAAUCCCGAGUGGGAAGACGAGUAUUGUAGCAACGAGUGCGUUGUCACACAUUGCAGAGAUGUGUUCAACUCUUGGGUAACGUCUAACCAGAAUGGUCCGCAAACGUGAAGUGGUUGGAGUCACUUGCUUGUAAAUAUGAGUCUAUUCUACAAGGAUAGAUGCUGAAAUGUCUACAGUAAUCGAGGAUUUACUACCUGCGGAUUGCUAUCUCCAGUUGGUGUAUACGUGAUAGUAUAUUUUAUUUUACAAGUUAUUUUUAUAUGAACUUAAUCAUGAUUUUACUAAUGUGAAAAUUGUAUCCUUAUUGAUAUAAUUAUAAAUAUUAAUGUAUAGUAUA
Molecule: messenger RNA, 807 nt
Organism: Homalodisca vitripennis (glassy-winged sharpshooter)
Lineage: Eukaryota; Metazoa; Arthropoda; Insecta; Hemiptera; Cicadellidae
Product: TOX high mobility group box family member 4-B-like
Exons: 5
Coding region: 309-578 (89 amino acids)
Biological process (GO): regulation of transcription by RNA polymerase II
Cellular component (GO): nucleus
Molecular function (GO): chromatin DNA binding
Source: RefSeq, a predicted model, not a curated record